ACUUGAUCAGGCAGCUACAACAAUAAAGACGAUUUUUGUAAUGUUGUUUUCGGUUGAACUUGCCUGUACUUGUGUGGGGCAAUUUGGUUAUGUGUAAUGUAUUUCAAACCUUUUGGUAUUUUUUUAUAAAAUAGUAUAAUUAUCAAUAAACAGUGAAAUAUGACCCAUUGCAUGUUUAUAUACUAAUAAUAAAACAGGACAGUAGAGACAUAUUUCCUUUGACCUGAAGUGUUAAACAACAUAAUUAUCUAAACCACAAAAUGGAAGUCGACGAAGCGGUUCAGGCAACUAAUGAUGAUGCCAGUGAGUGCAAACGAUGUGCAGUCCAGUUGGGGUACUGGGAAGACAGAUAUAUUCAUCACUUGGUUCGAGGUAGGGAAAGAAAAGCCCCGGAAAUAAACAGAGGAUAUUUUGCCAGAAUUAAAGGAGUUGAAAUGUUACUUACAAAAGUUUUAAAGAAAACGGGCAGAAACUGUCAAAUCAUCAAUUUGGGAGCAGGUUUUGACACAACAUACUGGCGUUUGAAAGAUAUGGGCUACAAUGUUGUUAACUUCACAGAGCUAGAUUUUCCUUCAGUCACAUCCAAGAAAUGUUUUUACAUCAAACGUAACAAAGCACUACUUGAUGAAAUAUAUGUUGAAGAUGGUGAGGUGAGACUCAGUGCUACAGAUUUGCAUGCUAGCAACUACCAUGUGGUCGGUGUGGAUCUACGGAACUUGAUUGAAGUUCAACAGAAGUUGUCACAAUCGGAGAUAACUUUUGAUGUACCAACAGUGUUUAUUGCAGAAUGUGUUUUGGUUUAUAUUGAGACAGCAUUAGUUAAUCAGCUACUCUCUUGGAUUGUGAGUGCGUUUCCUACAGCCUUCUUUAUUAAUUAUGAACAGGUAAAUAUGGGCGACAAGUUUGGAGAAGUAAUGCUGAACAACUUGAGAGCAAGAGGUUGUCCAUUGGCAGGAGCUGAUGCUUGUCAUUCUCUUGAUACCCAAAUGCACAGAUUUACUGGAACCGGGUGGGAUGGAUCUCGGGCUUGGGACAUGGUGGAGGUGUACAGCACGAUCCCAGCAAGUGAGAGGCAGAGGAUAGAGCAACUGGAGUUCCUGGAUGAGCAAGAGUUACUGACCCAGCUGUUCCAGCAUUACUGCAUCAGUACGGCAUGGCGAGGGCAGUUGCUGAGUGAAAUCGGCAUCUCAUAGCAACCACCCCUCGACUGGCAUCACCACUUCACACUCAAACUUACCAUUUAAACUCUCUGUGUUGUGUUCAUGUAUUUGUGUGUGUCAAAAUUCAUCUUCAAUGUGAAAUGACUUGAAGCUAAAAUCCAGCUGUUCCAUGACCCAAAAAAGUCAAAUUAUCUUAGGUUAAGCUUUCAUGAACAGGUCUCCAGUAAUUGAAAGAGGUUUGGUAACGGUUUGUUUCUUAACAUUAUAACGUUUUAAACAGAAACAUAGCUAAAAUGAGAGAUGAUUCCAUAGUUGUGCUCUUUGUGACAACAGUAUGUUGAAACAGUAAAUGGAAUUUAUAAGAGACAGGCUUCAUAAUUCAUAAAUAUUGGAUGUUUGCUGUGUAUUCAACUCCUGUCUCAGUGAGGAGAAAUGGUUUCCAUUGUGUAAUUUCCCUGCUUCUUCAUAAUAUAACAAUUACAGAGUCAUGAUCAAUGAUGUUAAUCUCCAAACAGGUUUAGCUGUACAAUGUUGCAUUAUUGCUACUGAAUAAGAAUGUUAAGAUUCAAUAAUGUCUUAAAUAAUUUAACUGAUAAAUCUUCAAUUAGUUUUUAUAUUGUAUUCAUAUCUCUAUAUAGUACUUCCAAAACAAAUACUUAGCACAAAUUCUAGAAUAAAUUAGUACUUACAAUACGACAAUUUAGUUUAUAAAUCCUGACUGCAAACAGUAUUUUAUCAAAUCUAGAUUUAUUCAUAAAUAUGAUCAAUCUUCAAUGUACAUAUUAUCGCCUAUGAAUGUAUGUGAACGGAGUUUAUUGUACAUUAGGAGAAACAAAACAAAUGAGCAUUUUUAUCUUAUUAUGUUUGAGACUCAGUUGUAACAGUAAAUCAUAAUCAUUGCUUGAAUCAUGCACUAAAUUAUUCUAACAAUUUUAAAUAUGUGAUUUCUUUGUGUACUCUGUUCUAUAAAAAUUGUGUAAAUAUUAACCAUUCUUAUUUUAAAUUGUUGUUUGUUCGCAGAGAUAUAUGAAAGUAAACAUAUAUGAUUACGUUUCCUAUUUUA
Homalodisca vitripennis (glassy-winged sharpshooter) is the source of this 2223-nucleotide messenger RNA. RefSeq names its product leucine carboxyl methyltransferase 1. Gene Ontology annotation, cellular component: cytosol. Gene Ontology annotation, molecular function: protein C-terminal leucine carboxyl O-methyltransferase activity. Gene Ontology annotation, biological process: C-terminal protein methylation. The record is from RefSeq and is a predicted model, not a curated record. The transcript has 6 exons. The coding region runs from base 261 to 1193 and encodes 310 amino acids. NCBI's taxonomy places the organism in Eukaryota, Metazoa, Arthropoda, Insecta, Hemiptera, Cicadellidae.